This is a messenger RNA of Helianthus annuus (common sunflower), 1002 nucleotides long. RefSeq lists its product as uncharacterized. Gene Ontology annotation, molecular function: zinc ion binding; nucleic acid binding. The transcript has a single exon. The record is from RefSeq and is a predicted model, not a curated record. Lineage: Eukaryota; Viridiplantae; Streptophyta; Magnoliopsida; Asterales; Asteraceae. The coding region runs from base 1 to 1002 and encodes 333 amino acids.
AUGACGAAUGGUGAUAGACCACCACCAGUUGUGGUCAAGGAUCAAAGUACCACAACUUUACAAUGUCCAAUGUUAACCGAAACAAAUUACAACAUCUGGGCGAUUCGUAUCAAGGCAGUAUUCAAGGUUCAUGGAAUACAGCAAGCUUUAGAACCAGGCGAAAAGGAGGUAGAUGCCAAAAAGGAUGACAUGGCAGUUGCACUUCUACUUCAAGCAAUACCCGAAGAGCUCGUGUUUCAAGUAGCUCAGUUUCAGACUGCAAAGGAAAUUUGGGAAGCGUUGAAGACACGGUAUGUUGGGGUUGAACGGGUUCGAGAGGCAAAGCUUGAGCAACUGGAAAAUGAGUUCGAAUCCUUGAAGAUGAAAGAAACAGAGACAGUUGAUUCUUUCGCGGGCAGAAUAAGUCAGUUGGUUACCAAGGCGGCCAGUUUGGGAACCACCUAUGAAAACAGAAAGCUGACCAGAAAGUUAUUAGGCUCUGUUCCAACAAAGUAUGUUCCAAUUGUAGCUUCAAUUGAACAAUUUGCAGAUUUGAAGACUAUGACGUUUCAGGAAGCGAUCGGUAGACUGAAGACGUUCGAAGACAGGAUUAAGGGUAUCGAGUCUUUAGCAGAAAAUCAAGGUAAUCUAAUGUUUGCCAAUGGUGAGUCAUCCUCGGAAUCCAAAUCCUAUGAAAAUACACGAGGGCGUGGGCGAGGCGGUUCAAGUUACCGAGGCAGACGUCAAGACCAGGAUGAUGAGGGCCAAGAUGGAAGUCAAAGUCGAGAUGGUCAAAAUCAUGGGUCAAAGCAAACGGGUCAAAGAAGAACCAAUGAUCGCCAAAAAGGAAGGAAAGAUAGAUCACAGGUUCAAUGUUACCGUUGUGAUAAAUUUGGUCACUUCGCGUCAGGAUGUCCGGAUCAUAUGAAGAAACAAGAUGAAGCUAACUUAGCUAAAAACGAUGACUUUGAUCCACCGUUAUUCAUGAUGAGGUGUGAUCAAGAGACGUUUUUUUUUAAAUGA